UUUUUAGGUUGGAACAUCUGAUAUUAAUGAUUUGGCCCUAGAUAAUCAUGAGUGUGUGGGAAGGGCACAUGAGGUGUCAUGAUCCCGAGAGACCUGCUUCUCAGUUGCAGUUGGCAGGCAUCAGGAUUACGCAAGUGGGAACAAAGACAUCAGAUUCAAUUCUCCAUCCAGAGUUGGAGAAAAGUAUGGAUGUAAUUCAAGCUGUGAGGUGUGUUACUGUCCCCUUGUACAACAUGACUGGAAUUUCAUUCAUAAUUCACCUACAAGAGCCCAUAGAUGGACUUGGGCGAAGUGUCUUCUCCUCCCUCAACAAGAGUGAUGAGGUGGGAUAUAUAGCCAAGGUGGCCAGAAAGGAAGGAUUUAACUUGAGGGAAAGUGCUCUUUUGCUUCUCAUAAUUGGUGAUGGUCUUUCCACUGAAAACAAGCUGCUGGCUUUGGAGCUGAGGAGUCCUUGUGGCCUUGAGAGGCUCAAGAGAGAAUUACUUCCAUCAUCAUCGAAUGCUGAUGUGAAGCUGGGAAAGUUCAUUGAUCAAGGAGGUUCUUGCCUCGGACAACCAGAUGACUGGAGGGAGAGAGAUGAGUUGGAGUAUCAGAAAUCGUGCCUGCAGUUCCUGAGUUUACAAGAGAGAAGUCCAACAAAGGAAGCUUUGAUGCACUCAGCUGGGCACUUUGCUAAAUGUGAAACAUCCACUUCUGACAUUCCAUCAACUUGCAGUGUCUCAUUGCUAGUGGACAGAUUAAAAUCAGCCAUCAAACCACCUCAAGAUGCAGUUGGAAAUUUGGCAAGGCAAAAUCAAGAAAUUGACAGAAUUGCUACACUAUUACCUUCUCCAUCUGCCACAGUUUGGCCAGAUGCUUACCACCUUAGUCAUCCUGGGAUCUCGUAUAAUGUAGGUGGGGUGGUGGAAUCAAGGGAACGUGCACUGUUCAAGACAAAAUUCAAGUGGGAAACUGUCUCAUCUGUGUCCGUAGAGUCUCCCCAAGCACCUGUUACUCUGUCUCACAAAGCUGGAGGUAUGAAGCAUCCAAGGAAGUCAGAAACACUGAGGAGGAGUCCUCGCCAACUCCCUUCUGUUUCACGUUCACAUGCUAGCAGGCCAAGAGACAGAUUGGAGAACGAGAAGAGAGAAAAAUGCCUAUCUCAUGUGAAGGAAGUCUACAAGCAGAAAGUGCGGAGUGCUAUUCUGGAUGCAUUGGGCACUCAAGAAAUUGGGAUUAAAGAUCCCCUGUUCCGUACUUGCUUCCGAAGACUUUAUGCUGUGCUGGCUGAUGCACUACCUGAUGUGAUAAAGAAGGGAAGCACUCGCUUGCAACUGAAUGCCAUUGCCAAGUCUCAUGUCAAGCAGAUUGUUCAUAUGGCAAAGAAAAGGAUCCCUACCUGAACUACACUACUCUCUCAUCAGAAUGAUUACCCUGUAUGGAGGCAAGGGCAACUGAUGAGGCUGGGGGCUGAUGUCAUCAGUAACAUUUUGAACUGAAAAUAUAAGGAAUUUGCAACCAUGCAGGGACAAAUACUGAGUGUUAAUAAAAUUGUGAUAAAUGUCAGAGAAAA
Darwinula stevensoni is the source of this 1552-nucleotide messenger RNA. The record is from the annotation of a GenBank genome assembly. Lineage: Eukaryota; Metazoa; Arthropoda; Ostracoda; Podocopida; Darwinulidae.